UGUUUGCUGUCCCCCCCUAUAUCAUCCCGUCCAGAUGUGAGCUCCCAGUUACAGACAACUCGCCGUCGGAGAAGACUGUCACUUCUUGGAUCUGUACAUCUAACUCAGCAGCAGAAAUGAAUGUCAAAUACGUUGUGGCACUGAUCCUGGCUCUGCAGGUUUCUGUGAGCGUCUGCGAUGUUCCUGAACCAUCGCAGGAGCUUGUUGAUAAGUACAAUCAGAUGAGGUCUACCUUCAUGAGCAGAAUAAUGGUCCUCUACAACAAGGUGCAGGAGGCUGCUGCUCCCAUGGUGGAGAGCGCUGGACAAAACGAUCAGACAUCACUUAUUAAAACUUUCAUCGAGGACAUGCAGGAGAAACCUGAGGCCCAAGCUCUGAUCAAGUUCCUAAGCGGCCUGACCCAAGAGGCAAGCCCCCUGGUGGAUAAGGCCCGUUUAAGCCUUCUGGGUCUUUACGAGAAAUAUUUGCGUCCCAACCAUGGUGACUCACUGGACAGUUUCAUCAACAACCACCUCAAGCCUUUCCUGGACACAGUCGCGCCAGUUCCUGCACAGUAAAGAAGACCAACCGCCUGUCAGCAGCCUGCAUUAGACGAUAGCUCAUAGAAAGUGAACAAGUUUAGGCAGAGAAAAGAAGAUUAAUGCACAGAGCAAAUACCAUCCCUUGCCUCUUUUCAAAUUACCAUCCUUGAUGAAUCAUGCAAAGUUAAACACCACGUUUGCAAAUCGUGCAUGUGUAGUAUUUUGUGUUUGAUUCACUAACCAAAGUGAGACUCUGUGUUUAUGUGUGAGUUUGUUCAUUAAAACUAACUGAAUAUUA
This is a messenger RNA of Labrus mixtus (cuckoo wrasse), 819 nucleotides long. It is a transcript of the gene apoa2, whose product is annotated as apolipoprotein A-II. The transcript is spliced from 4 exons. Bases 117 to 557 code for a protein of 146 amino acids. NCBI's taxonomy places the organism in Eukaryota, Metazoa, Chordata, Actinopteri, Labriformes, Labridae. The record is from RefSeq and is a predicted model, not a curated record.